CCCCGAGCCAGCGUCAGGUUAAGGCAAAUAUCUCAAGUGCGUCCGUGCUUAGUUGAGCACCUUACUUAGUCUACUAGUUCUCUGAGUUCUGAGAAUACAAAGAUGGCUGACACCCAGCCCACGCGUCAGGUUGACGCUGACGUUGACGUUGACGGAAAGCUGAAAUCAGCAGCAGAAGAAAACUCAGAGCACGCGGAGAAAGGACGGCCACGAGUCUCGGGGCUUUUCAUCUACCCGAUUAAGUCCUGCGGAGGAAUCGCGGUUGAUUCGGCUGCAGUAACCGCUACAGGCCUGCAGUGGGACCGGCAGUGGAUGGUGGUGGAUGCAUCCUCCCGCCGCUUCAUCACCCAGCGCCAGUGCGCCGCCAUGGCGCUCAUCCGCACCGCGCUGCCGCCUGAAGCGCUGCUGCCCCCGCACACGUGGGCGCACACGCUGCCUGCUGACGCCUGCCUAUACAUAACGGCCCCUGGCCACCCCCCCCUGCACGUCCCCCUCUCCCUCUCCUGGUACCGGGGGGAGCGCUUGGGGAGGCGGGCAGGCACGAAAGGGGAGGGAAGAGGCGGAGAAGGAGGAGGGGAGGGGGAGCGAGAGGAGAGGGGGAGUGAGGGGAGGUGGGUGACUGUGACGGUGUGGGGCUGGACGGGGAGAGCAUUGGAUGCGGGGGAUGAUGCUUCUGAGUGGUUCUCCAGGGUCAUGGGAAGACAAGUGCGGCUCGUUAGGUUCGACACAGCACAUGUGGUGCGCCCCACCAGCCCUGACUUUGCAGAUGGGUUUCAAACGUCCUUCGCUGACGGCUACCCCAUGCUUCUCAUAUCGCAGGCGUCGCUGUCGUCCCUCAACGCCCGCCUCCCCCACCCUGUUCCUAUGAACCGAUUCCGGCCCAACAUAGUGGUGAGCGGGUGUGAGCCCUUUGAUGAGGACACGUGGCGGAGCUUCUCCGUUGCACCUUAUGGCCAUGAAGCAUCUGAUAAGGAGGCGAGGGGGCGUGACCAUGGGUCUGGUAGCUCCGAUGCUGCCCCUGUUGGCGUGUUCAGAGGGGUGAAACCGUGCUCCAGAUGCAAGAUCACUACAAUCGACCAGCUGACAGCUGAAUCUGGCAAGGAGCCCCUUCAGACCUUCCUCAAGUUUCGUCGAGGAAAGGACCUGGGCCUUCAAACAAGCAUCCAAGACGUUUUCUUUGGAAUGAAUGUUGUUUUCCAACCUGCUCGUUCUAUAGACCCUACUCCUGCUUUGCCUGCAGAGCAGCGCUCCCUCGCCCUGUUGUCACUAGGAGAUGAAAUCGAUGUGUUGGCUGCGGAUCCGCGUCUCGCAACAUUGUAUCCUUGAUAAAACCUUAUGCUUUCUGCAAGUGACGGCUUCCAUAUGUGUUGGGUUUGGUUUGGUAGUCAUGUGUGAUGCGAGUGGAUAAGCAUGAGGAAAUUAGUGU
Closterium sp. NIES-67 is the source of this 1426-nucleotide messenger RNA. The record is from the annotation of a GenBank genome assembly. NCBI's taxonomy places the organism in Eukaryota, Viridiplantae, Streptophyta, Zygnematophyceae, Desmidiales, Closteriaceae.